Molecule: messenger RNA, 1538 nt
Organism: Pipra filicauda (Wire-tailed manakin)
Lineage: Eukaryota; Metazoa; Chordata; Aves; Passeriformes; Pipridae
Gene: DNMT1
Product: DNA methyltransferase 1
Exons: 14
Source: RefSeq, a predicted model, not a curated record
AUGCCGGCCCGGGCCGCGCCGCUGCCCCCGGCCCCGCUGCCCGCCGAGCUGCGCCGACGGCUGCAGGACCUGGAGAGGGAUGAGGAGACCCUGAGUGAGAAGGAGAGCGUCCGGGAGCGGCUGAGCCUGAUCCAGGGUUUCCUGCAGGCGGAGGCGCAGCGGCGGCUCGGGGAGCUGGAGGCCAAGCUGCGCUGCCAGGAGCUGUCCGAGGAGCGGUACCUGGCGCAGGUGAAGGCUCUGCUGCACCAGGAGCUCUCGGCAACGGCCAACGGGGCCACCAACGGGGCCACCAACGGGGCCACCACGGCGCCCAACGGGGCCACCAACGGGGCCACCAACGGGGCCAACGGGGCCACCAACGGCCGCGCCCCCAACGGCGCCUCGGGCAGCGACGAGGAGCAGGACGGGGCCGGGGACAUGGAGGAAGGGGUGGCCUCCUCCUCCUCCUCCUCCCCGUCCCUGCCGGGCCCCGGCCCCAGGGCGAGGAAGGCCCGGAGGAGCCGAUCCAACGGGGAGAGCAGAAAGUCUCCGGCCAGUUCCCGGGUCACUCGGAGCUCCGGCCGCCCGCCCAACCAGCCCACCCUGCUCAGCCUCUUCUCCAAAGGAUCCACCAAGAGGAAGUCGGAGGAGGUGAACGGGGAGGCGAAGCUGGAGGUGAUGAUGAGCGUGGAGCGGGAGGAAGAGGAGCUGGAGGACAAGGAGCAAGAUGAGAAGAGGAUUAAAAUGGAAGCCAGAGACGGGUCGGAGCUCAGAGACGAAAUCCCUCAGGUCAAAAUAACCACCCCUGCUAAAACCACCCCUCCCAAGUGCGUGGAGUGCCGGCAGUACCUCGACGACCCCGACCUCAAGUUCUUCCAAGGGGAUCCCGACGACGCCCUGGAGGAGCCGGAGAUGCUGACGGACGAGCGCCUGUCGCUGUUCGACGCCAACGAGGACGGGUUUGAGAGCUACGAGGACCUGCCCCAGCACAAGGUCACCUCCUUCAGCGUCUACGACCGCCAGGGCCACCUGUGCCCCUUCGACACGGGGCUCAUCGAGAGGAACGUCGAGCUCUACUUCAGCGGCGCCGUCAAGCCCAUCUACGACGACAACCCCUGCCUGGACGGAGGGGUGAGAGCCAAGAAGUUGGGGCCCAUCAACGCCUGGUGGAUCACGGGCUUCGACGGCGGCGAGAAGGCGCUGAUCGGCUUCAGCACAGCCUUCGCGGAUUACAUCCUGAUGGAGCCGAGCGAGGAGUACGCGCCCACCUUCGCCCUCAUGCAGGAGAAGAUCUACAUGAGCAAGAUCGUGGUGGAGUUCCUGCAGAACAACCCCGACGUCAGCUACGAGGACCUGCUCAACAAGAUCGAGACCACCGUGCCCCCCGCGGGGCUCAACUUCAACCGGUUCACGGAGGACUCGCUGCUGCGCCACGCCCAGUUCGUGGUGGAGCAGGUGGAGAGCUACGACGAGGCCGGGGACAGCGACGAGCCCCCCGUGCUCAUCACCCCCUGCAUGAGGGACCUCAUCAAGCUGGCCGGGGUCACCCUGGGCAAGAG